UCUAAAUCGAAGAGAGAGAGAGAAAGAGAAAGAACAAAAACGAAAGAGAAAAGCAAACCCCUUUUUUUUGUUCUCUUGUAUUAAUGGUGAUCUCUCCUUAACCACCGAGGGAAGAUGAAAACCGAUGAGAAGCAAACUGAAUUGGCAGAUCAGCCCAAAAACAAAAACAAAAGGCAAAAUCAUCAAAAUUAUUUGGUUCACGAUUCUUCUGUCGAUCAUAAGGGCAGAAUUCCCCACCGAGGAUCCACCGGCGUUUGGAAAGCUUCCCUCUUCAUCAUCGCGAUUGAAUUCAGUGAGAGGCUGAGUUACUAUGGAAUAGCGACGAGCUUAGUGAUAUAUCUGACGAAGGUCAUACGCCAAGACUUGAAAACAGAAGCGAGAAAUGUGAAUUACUGGACUGGUGUCACCACUUUGACGCCUCUGCUUGGUGGGUUCUUGGCCGAUGCUUAUUUGGGUCGUUUCUCCACUGUCCUCGCUUCCACAAUCGUCUACCUCUUAGGGCUGUCUCUGCUCACAGUGUCCACUCUGGUACCAAGCUUGAAGGCAUGUGGCGCUGAAAUAACGUGCGACCAGCCGAGAAAGCUUCAUGAAGCUCUGUUCUUCACGGCCAUCUACUUCAUCUCCGUCCGGACCGGUGGGCACAAGCCUUCCCUGGAGAGCUUCGGCGCCGACCAGUUCGACGAUGAUCACGAGGAAGAAAGAAAGCAAAAGAUGUCAUUUUUCAACUGGUGGAACUCUGGCCUUUGUGCCGGCGUCAUAUUUGGAGUGACAUUAAUAGUGUUUGUGCAAGACCAUGUGGGCUGGGGAGUUUCCGGUGUGAUUCUCACAUCGGUGAUGGCCAUAUCUCUUGCAAUCUUCCUCCUUGGCAGGCCGGUUUAUCGGUUCAGGGCACCAUUGGGAAGCCCUUUAACUCCGCUUCUGCAGGUUCUUGUGGCUGCCUUCAGAAACAGGAAUUUGCCUUAUCCUCCCCAUCCUUCUCACCUCUAUGAACACCAAUCCACUGACAACUCUCAGGGGAGGUUCUUGUCCCAUACACAAAAGCUCAAAUUUUUGGACAAAGCUGCGAUCAUGGAGGAGACAGGUAAUUCAAGUGGGAAACAGAGUGCUUGGAGACUUGCAACCAUUACUAGAGUUGAGGAGUUGAAGCUGAUUUUGAAUAUGAUCCCAAUUUGGAUGACUUCUUUACCAUUUGGAAUCUGCGUGGCACAAGCAUCCACAUUCUUUGUCAAACAAUGUUUAACUCUUGACAGGAAAAUCGGAAGAAGUUUCAUAAUGCCCGCAUCGUCCAUGUUCUGUGUAGCCACGGCCGGAAUGAUAGUCUUUGUCGCAAUCUACGACAAGCUAAUUGUUCCGAUCCUCCGAAGAACCACAGGCAACGUGAGGGGCAUGAGCAUCCUCCAAAGGAUAGGAAUUGGAAUGGUUUUCUCCUUGAUGUCGAUGGUGGUCGCCGCCCUUGUCGAGCGAAAGAGACUUGACGUCAUAAAAGACAACCCAACAAAAGGAUCCACGGAGAUGAGCGUGUUCUGGUUGGCCCCACAAUUUCUGAUCAUCGGAAUUGCAGAUGGGUUAGCUCUGGUGGGGCUGCAGGAGUAUUUCUAUGACCAAGUUCCUGACUCCAUGAGAAGCCUUGGGAUAGCGUUUUACCUCAGUGUCAAUGGGGCUGCCCAUUUCAUCAGCAGCUUGCUGAUUACAGUAGUGGACCGGAUCACCAAAAAGAGUAAUGGGAAGAGUUGGUUUGGGGAAGAUUUGAACAGCGGCCGUUUGGACAAUUUCUAUUGGCUAAUAGCAGCAAUUGUUGCAGUUGAUUUAUGUGUUUAUGUGUUCUUGGCUCGACGGUAUUCUUACAAAACCCUGCAAAAGACGAGGGUGGCCCACUGCUACCAUGGAGAUGGCAAUGACAAGGGCAGAGACGCAGUUUGAAAAAUACUCCCUAUAAUAUAAAAUAUAAUCUGUGGCGUUUUAGUAGCUUUAAUAGUCAGAAAGUUUUUCUUCUUCUUUCUUUGUGUUUGUACAAACAAUUAGGUGUCAUGGCGCUAAUUAAUCGAGAUGUAUGUAAUUUCCAUUAUUCAAAUGAUACUUGUUUGGAAAUAAAACGCCUAGUUCUCUACCAA
Momordica charantia (bitter melon) is the source of this 2111-nucleotide messenger RNA. Its product is annotated as protein NRT1/ PTR FAMILY 5.6. Gene Ontology annotation, cellular component: membrane. Gene Ontology annotation, molecular function: tripeptide transmembrane transporter activity; dipeptide transmembrane transporter activity. Gene Ontology annotation, biological process: dipeptide transport; transmembrane transport. NCBI's taxonomy places the organism in Eukaryota, Viridiplantae, Streptophyta, Magnoliopsida, Cucurbitales, Cucurbitaceae. The record is from RefSeq and is a predicted model, not a curated record.